CCUGAUGAUGUUGUAAAGACUGGUGAGCCUGAAACCGAGAGAGAUGCUGGAGCUGUUGAUGUGAAGCCGGUGAAUGGUGAAAGUGCAGGUGAAGAGGAGAAUGAAGUGAAUGACGAGGAGGCAAACCAUGUAGCUGAACAAAAUGUUCAAACUGAGAAGCCCCAACAAAGCUCAGUGGAUGGUGAGACGCUUUCUGUCGCGGAAGAUAAAGCUGGCCAAGAGAAGGAAUCAGGUGAUGGAAGUGAUGAUGCCAACAUGGAUGUUGAUAGCAAACAGGCGAAUGAAGAGAAUGUUGGAUCCGAGACCAACAAUGGUAAGGAUUCAGAAUCUGUGCAAGUUCCAGAGGAGUCUACUCAGGAAACAAACGAAGAAAACCCUGCUGCUGAAACAUGUGGUGAAGUAGAUACAACCCAUAAAGAAGAAAAUGGAGAAGCCAUGGAUGUCGAUUAUACUGAAGAGGAAACGCUGGAGAAGCUUGUUUUGGAUGAUGCUGGUGCAAGUAUGGUACCAACCCAAGAUGUUCCAAUUGCUGAAGCUGACAGCAAUUUAGUGAAGGGAAUGGAAGUUGAUGAAAGGAAAGAUGAUGCUGAUAUGGCAGUUGAAUCAGCAAAUCCAAAGAGUUCCAGUGAAGAUGCUGCUCCAGGAAAUGUACAAGACCUCAAAACUGAAUCUGGGAAUCUAUCAUCUUUGAAAGAGGAUAAGAAAGCUACUCUCACCGCAGAGGAAGUUGCCACCGAGGAGGAUGGUGGUAAAGUAAGCUCACAUGCUGAAGGUGUUGAAAAUGAUUUCAAUGAAGCACCUGUUGCUACAGAGUGUCCAGAAGAGGCUUCUGAUGCAAUUUUGGGAUCUGACGAGAAGGAUCAACAAGACACAAGGAGGGAGGAAGGUGACACUACUAAUGAAGCUCCAAUUAUCGAUCAAAACCAACAGCAGGAAGAUACAGUAAUGGAAGAAAAUCCUGACAACUCUGACUAUGCUGAAGUUGGAACAGAUUCUGAUAUCAAGACCAAUGGUGUGAAACGAAAGGCUGAUGUCCUGAGUGAACAAAAGCCCUCCUUUAAGAUCGGUGCAUGCAUAGCCAGAGCUGCUAGUCAGAUGGCAGGAUCUCCUUCUGUUCUCAAGGGUAGUAGUAACCUUGGUGAUGAGACUCUUUCUGUUGAGAGCUUUGUAUCCCAGCUUCACUCUGCAGCAACAGACCCUGUAAAAGAGAACGCUGUGUCUGAAAUCGCCUCUGGCUUUUUCUUAGAUUUCCGAAACUCAUCGGCUUCGCAGCAGUUUGUUCCAGAGAAGGCAAGCAGCAAAAGAGGUAGAUCCAAUUCGAGCGCAGCAGUUGGAACCGAAGCAUUUGAGUUUGAGGAAAUGGGAGACACAUACUGGACUGACAGGGUGAUCCAUAACGGUGGCGAAGAGCAAACGCCAGCUGCUACAGAAAAAGAAAACUAUCAAGUUGUGCCUGUUGAGCUGAAACCUGCUCAGGUCAAAAGGACUCGUCGUCCAUACAGAAGAAGACAGUCUCAGAUCAGUUACCCUCUUCCUUCAGCUUCAGACAAACCGGCGGACUUUGAUGAGAAUGCACCAGCUGAGCUUAUAAUGUACUUUUCCGAAGCGGAUGCAAUACCUUCUGAGAAGAGUCUGAGUAAAAUGUUCAGGCAUUUUGGACCAAUAAGGGAUUCACAGACUGAGGUUGACGAG
Messenger RNA from Brassica oleracea var. oleracea, 1692 nucleotides. RefSeq lists its product as uncharacterized. The annotation marks the transcript as partial. The transcript has 2 exons. The record is from RefSeq and is a predicted model, not a curated record. Lineage: Eukaryota; Viridiplantae; Streptophyta; Magnoliopsida; Brassicales; Brassicaceae.